Molecule: messenger RNA, 84 nt
Organism: Chondrus crispus (carragheen)
Lineage: Eukaryota; Rhodophyta; Florideophyceae; Gigartinales; Gigartinaceae
Exons: 1
Coding region: 1-84 (27 amino acids)
Source: RefSeq, a predicted model, not a curated record
AUGCGAAGGUUAGGGAGCGGGCAAAUCCUAGUCGAGAGGCAGCGCCUCACCAUGUCACGCAAUUCUAGGACAACAAGACCAUGA